Molecule: messenger RNA, 1134 nt
Organism: Podarcis lilfordi (Lilford's wall lizard)
Lineage: Eukaryota; Metazoa; Chordata; Lepidosauria; Squamata; Lacertidae
Source: the annotation of a GenBank genome assembly
AUGGACACCUUAGAAUACAUCAACGAACUCACACGGGGGAGAAACUAUUUAAAUGUAUUGAAUGUGGAAAGAGCUACAGUACAAGUGGAACCCUUAGAAUACACCAACGAACUCAUACAGGGGAAAAACCAUAUAAAUGUAUUGAAUGUGGAAAGAGCUACAGUGAAAAUGGAUACCUUAGAAUACAUCAACAAACUCACACAGGGGAGAAACCAAUUAAAUGUAUUGAAUGUGGAAAGAGUUUCAGCAAAAGUGGAGCACUUAGAGUACACCGACGAAUUCAUACAGGGGAGAAACCAUUUAAAUGUAUUGAAUGUGGAAAGAGUUUCAUUGAUAGUGGAUCACUUAGAAUACACCAACGAACUCACACAGGGGAAAAACCAUAUAAUUGUAUUGAAUGUGGAAAGAGCUACAGUCAAAAUGAAACACUUAGAAGACACCAACGAACUCACACGGGGGAGAAACCAUUUGAAUGUUUGGAUUGUGGAAAGAACUUCAGUAGAAGUGAAAAUCUUAGAAGACAUCAACGAACUCACACGGGGGAGAAAGCAUUUAAAUGUAUUGAAUGUGGAAAGAGUUUCAGUGAUAGUGGAUCACUUAGAAUACACCAACGAACUCACACGGGGGAGAAACCAUUUAAAUGUAUGGAAUGUGGCAAGAGUUUCAGUGAUAGUGGAUCACUUAGAAUACACCAACGAACUCACACAGGGGAAAAACCAUAUAAUUGUAUUGAAUGUGGAAAGAGCUACAGUCAAAAUGGAUCACUUAGAAAACACCAACGAAUUCACACGGGAGAGAAACCAUUUAAAUGUAUUGAAUGUGGAAAGAGCUACAGUCAAAAUGGAUACCUUAGAAUACAUCAACGAACUCACACAGGGGAAAAACCUCAGAUACUUUAAUAAACCGCAUAGGUGUUUUUUACCUUUCCUUCUAUGCUUCCUUGCAAUACUGAUAAAAUCAAACCACCCCAAUGCUUUCAGCCCCAGAAGAGGAGCUCCCCUUGAUGUCAGGGGAGGGGUCCAAGGGAGAAUCUGUAGCCCUGCCAUUCUUUCUGUCCCUGGCCCCUUCCCCUCCUCUCUCCACCAUCCCUGGGCCACUCUUGACUCCACAGCAGGAGACUGGAUCUGUCUGUGA